Penaeus vannamei (Pacific white shrimp) is the source of this 1935-nucleotide messenger RNA. RefSeq names its product putative ATP-dependent RNA helicase Dbp21E2 (gene Dbp21E2). NCBI's taxonomy places the organism in Eukaryota, Metazoa, Arthropoda, Malacostraca, Decapoda, Penaeidae. The record is from RefSeq and is a predicted model, not a curated record. Gene Ontology annotation, molecular function: ATP binding; RNA helicase activity; mRNA binding.
GCUGUAAAUGUAAACAAACAUGGUCUCGCGGCUACAGUAUUUUAUGUUUUCAGGUGUAUGUUCUCUACCUUUUUCAUCGUCUGUUAGACUUUCACGACCAUGCUGCGAAAAUCAGUUAAGAUGUGCCGCAACCUUGAGUCAGAAGCCUGUUAUCCAGAUACCUCAGCAGAUGGCAGAAAAAAUGAGGAAAGCAAAACUUCAGCAGAGAAAAAUGGAACGACAACAAUUCUUGCGAAAGUCACAGGAAGGCAACAGAUCUAUUCCAAUCAUCAACUGUAAAAGAAAGCAGCUUAACCACUACCUUGGUCAGUCAUACAGCAAGUUUGAGGAGGUCCCACUAGCUUCCAAGGGAUGGCAGAAUCGCAAGGCUGCUGGUGAUUAUUUUACUAUACACGGCUAUGGUGGGAAUCCAGCCUUCACUCAUCUUCAAAAAGGUCUUCAGGAGGACUUUGACUCCCUAGGUCUCAGCCAGGAACUCCUGACCAAAAUAUGGAACUUGGGAUAUAAAACACCAACAAAUAUUCAGACACUGGCAAUUCCACAAGUGCUGGAAGGAAACAACACCUUGAUUGCAGCAGAAACAGGAAACGGCAAGACACUGGCCUUUGUUGCUCCAAUGUUGCAGCAGAUUGCACAGCGCAAGAAGGCAUUCAGAGACAACUAUCCAAUGAAUUCUCCUUUAGGGCUCAUAGUAGUACCAGGUCGUGAGCUUGCCGAGCAGAUUCAGACCAUUGCCUCAUCCCUUGCAGAGGGUCUCGGGAUUAAUGUUGAGUUAGUAAAGGGAGGGAGGACAAAGAAAUUGAUGCUCAAUCCUGCAGUGACAGAGCCUCAUCUGCUUGUGGCAACCAUGGGAGCAUUGUCAAAACUCACCACAGCUGGGUUAUAUGAUAUGAGUCUUGUGAGACACAUAACUCUCGAUGAAGCAGACUCCCUCUUAGAUGACUCCUUUAAUGACAGUGUCAUUCGAUAUCUCUCCAGGUUUCCAAUUCAAGGAUGUAGUAAUACUGAAGAGCCUGAGCCAUUAGUAAUGUCAGGUGUGCAGCUCACACUAGUCUCAGCUACAACACCCCGUAGUUUACAUACCAUUCUGGAUCCCAUAGUUGAUAUUGAUUCUGUGGUACGGAUCUCAACCCCAUACCUCCAUCACAUUAUGCCCCACAUUCCCCAAAAGUUUAUAAGAGUCAGCCAUAUGACAAAAGCAGAGAAACUUCUGGAGCUAGCAAAGAAUGAUGCAAGAAAAGGAGUUCCAUUUAUAGUUUUCAGUAACUCAGCAAAAGCAUCAGAUUGGGUAUCCCUCUAUCUGAGUGAGAACAACAUCCCAUGCGUCAACUUGAAUGGCAACAUGACCGCCGCACUCCGAGAAGGCCGUUUCGAAGCCUUCCAGUCUGGUCAAGCAUUGGGCCUCUCUUGCACUGAUCUCACAUCCCGUGGCUUAGAUACUGUGAGGGCUGGCCACAUUAUCAAUUUUGAGUUCCCAAAAUUUAUGGCAGACUACAUUCAUCGAUGCGGUCGAACAGGCAGGGUUGGGAGUCAAAUGACUGGGCAUGUUACUAGCUUUGUCCACCGUCCCCAAGAAGUCGAACUGCUUCAAAAAAUUGAGUAUGCUGCGAGAAAACGAGAGGAUCUGCCCAAUGUUAAUGCAAAUAUUAAAAGAAUCAUUCUCAGUAAGGCUGUUACAAAAGACAUGCAAAUUGUAUGAAAACUUAACAAAGGAAAGAUGGAAAUUGGCAUUUUUUGGGAUUAUUGAGAACAGAGAGAUGAAGAGUUCUAUAUUCUUAUUUUAAGGAUGUAGAGAGGAAAAGGGUUAUAUAUUCUUUUAGAAUAUAGAACAGAUACCUGAUUAAACUUAACACAUAACAUUUUUUAUGUUGCAAAUAUGUAUUUGUAAAUAGUUUGUUCAUAUUUGUAUAUAAUUAUUAAAACUUUUCCAAUUCA